Molecule: messenger RNA, 1086 nt
Organism: Marasmius oreades (fairy-ring Marasmius)
Lineage: Eukaryota; Fungi; Basidiomycota; Agaricomycetes; Agaricales; Marasmiaceae
Exons: 12
Coding region: 1-1086 (361 amino acids)
Biological process (GO): glycerophospholipid biosynthetic process
Cellular component (GO): mitochondrion
Source: RefSeq, a predicted model, not a curated record
AUGCUUCCACGUCCUCUGCAGCGUACACUUUCAGUAAACUCUAUACGAAGAUCUAUUCAAACGAAACCUCGCCCUUCAGUAUCUCCUCUAGGUUUUGCCUUUGACAUAGAUGGUGUUCUCAUGGCUGGCCCUGAUCCAUUGCCAACGGCGAAAAGAGCCUUGCAAAUUCUCGAAGGCGAUAAUCCAUUCAACAUGAAGAUCCCAUAUGUUCUGCUCACCAAUGGUGGGGGGAAGACUGAGGCUGCGCGAGCUGAGAAACUUUCUGCUCGCCUUGGGAUUAAACUCCAUCCGGAGCAGAUUAUUCAGGCUCACACAAUUCUGAAAGACAUGACUCGCAAGUAUGCUGAUAGCCCCGUGUUGGUGCUAGGCGGAAGGAACGAUGAGCUACGUCAGGUCGCAGAGAGUUACGGUUUCCGAAAAGUGUUUACUACCCCAGAUGUUUUACUCUGGAACCCUUCUGUCUGGCCCUUUCAAACGAUAAAUCCUAGUGAAAUGCUCAGCCGACCCUCGGUGGAUUUUUCGAAGACUCGGAUUGGCGCGGUCUUAGUGUUCCACGAUCCACGAAACUGGGGGCGUGACGUUCAGAUAAUUUUGGAUGUUAUACAGUCUGGAGGUGUCAUUGGCAAUCCUUACGUGGACCACACAUCCCACCCGGUUGAGAUCGUUUUUUGUAACCCGGACUUACUUUGGAAAUCCGAUUUUCCAAGACCAAGAAUCGGACAAGGUGCAUUCAAAGAGUCCUUUCAGGCUGUAUACAAAGCCAUUACUGGAUCCACGUCUCCUUAUCCUUUUGUUCAAUUUGGCAAACCAACUGCACCAACAUACAAGUACGCUGAAAAGGUCCUCGUCCAAUUGGUCAAAAAUCGUGACGGCAGUAACGCUCCAUUGCCAGGGAUUUAUAUGAUUGGAGACAAUCCUGAAUCAGACAUCGCCGGUGCGAACGCCGCCGGUUGGUCCUCUGUUCUUGUUCAUACAGGCGUUUUUGAUCCUGGUUCGGGUGCACCACCAGCACACACACCGACAUACCAAGCUCGGGAUGUAGAAGCUGCUGUGCAAUGGGCUCUUAAUAGAACGCUUUUCAAGUGA